AGCAGCCCCACAGUAGGUUUGUCAUUUGUUCGUUGAUAUUAGUUUGCAUGAGAACAGGUUUCUUAUCGAGAGAUGCAAUUCCCGUCAGUCAGAUAUAUGGUGAUGCUGGUUGUCAUAUGUUGUACUAACGUCACUCCGAGCUGUGAUCUAUCCCAGCAGUCUCGCUUGUUCAAGAAUUACAGGCUUAAUGACGUCGAAAUCGCUAAUGACGUCAUACUCAGAGUAGGCGGAGUCAGAACGUACAUGAAUUGCGCAUGGAAAUGCCAAGAGAACCUUCACUGCGUCUCGUUUUCCUACCGUCAUAAUGGCACGUGUCUCUUGCAUGCUGCGAGGUUUACGAACAACGCCAGUUAUCUCCCUUUGACAGGAUGGAGUCACUACUCUGCUGAAUUAGAUCCGUGCCCAACAGAGGACGGAUAUGUGCUGCUUGACAGCGUGAACGUGUGCUUUAAGGCGUUCAACCAGAAGAAAUCGGCCAAUGAUGCACGUGACAUUUGCAGCCAAUCAGGUGACAGAUUGAUUAUCCUGGACACAGCAGAGAAAAACACAGCUGUCAGUGACUACAUGGUAGUACAUCCAGGUUCAGAUUUCUAUAUCAUCGGACUGAGGGACGAACAGACGGAAGGUGUGUACAUCUGGAACAGCGGAGUGACAGCUACUUUCUUGAAGUGGAAUGAUGGUGAACCAAACAGUCAGGGCGGGAAUGAAGACUGCGUAGUAUUGCAAACGUCGAGGAGUUCAUUCCAUGACAUCACUUGUACAGAUGCAAGACAUUUCAUGUGUGAAAAAGUAAUCUGAUCACCAACCUUGGUAGUGUCCUACACAUAGACUUGCAUCUUAUUCAUGUUGAUUUCGUUUUUCUCCCACACAAAAAAAUCUAAAUGUUCAAUGUGUUAUCGGAUCGUUCUCCGCUCUUGAGCACGCUUAUGGGGAGACAAGAGCAUAACACAUCAAGCGGCCAAACAAAGACUGAAAUUGCAUGUCUUUUGUUUUUAUUCAAAUUCACUCUACAUAUAACGCGAAAUUUGAUUGGCUAAUCAAAUCAACAAGUCAAAUAUAGGUACCCCCUUGUAUCCAAAACGAUUGGCUAAUCAAAUCCAUUUGCGACCGUAAAACGAGAAUUAACUUGUUGUACCUUUGUGUCAUUCACCGAGAGCCUAUUUAUAUAUUCAUACGCUACUUCUCACUCAUUUGGUGGACGUACUUACUUUUAAAAUAUCAACGUUGAAUUUAUUUUUAAAGCAAAAUGCGUGCUUCUCUAAAUUUUAUGACGUAAAUGCUGGUUAUGAAUGUUUGUGGGAUGUCAUGUGUGUAACGCUGACAGGAAUUCUAAAGUAAGUAACGACAAGUAUGCCGAACUAUGAAUACAGUGCUGUCCGGUGUAUCGGCGCACCUAAGCAUUCAAGGACCAUUUUCUAUGUGAACACUGUGAAAUACUUAAUAAAAUGUGUCUCACCAAU
Gigantopelta aegis is the source of this 1460-nucleotide messenger RNA. Its product is annotated as C-type lectin BML-2-like. Bases 73 to 798 code for a protein of 241 amino acids. The record is from RefSeq and is a predicted model, not a curated record. Lineage: Eukaryota; Metazoa; Mollusca; Gastropoda; Neomphalida; Peltospiridae. The transcript is spliced from 4 exons.